ACGCUGCAGGGUCGAGUCGGGUAGCAGCAGCUCUACGAAUGCUGCAGCGAGCUAGCUUGUCUCGACUUCUCUACUCCCCCGAUCACGCGUGUAAUUUUUAAGACCAUGGACCGCCACAGUCUUCUCUACCAAUCCCUGAUCUUCUCCGUAGUCACCAUAGCGCUGAUCCGCGUCCUGAAGCUCUUCCUGACGACAAGAGCGCCUAAGGUGAGGCUCCCGCCGGGGCCGGGGAAGCUGCCGGUCAUCGGGAGCAUGCACCACCUCAUGAACGCGCUCCCGCAUCGCGCGCUACGGGACCUCGCCCGCGUUCACGGCCCGCUCAUGAUGCUGCAGCUAGGCGGGACGCCACUGGUGGUCGUGUCGUCCAAGGAGAUGGCGCGCAAGGUGCUCAAGACGCACGACGCCAACUUCGCCAACCGCGCCAGGCUCCUGGGCGGCGACAUCGUGCUCUACGGCUGGUCGGACAUAGUCUUCUCGCCGACCGGGGAAUACUGGCGCAAGCUCCGGCAGCUUUGUAUCGCCGAGAUCCUCGGCCCAAAGCGUGUGCUCACCUUCCGCCACAUAAGGGAACAAGAGAUGGCGGCUGAGGUGGCAAGGAUACGAGCGGCCGGGCCAUCCACGCCGGUGGAACUCAACGCAAUGUUCAUCAACUUGGCCAACACCAUCGUCGCCCGUGCAUCGUUUGGCAAUGUGCAGGGGAACGCCGAAAACUUCCUGUCGGCAAUCAGUGCUGGCGUUGUCUUGACGAGCGGGUUCACGGUCCCCGACCUCUUCCCGACCUGGAGACCCGUGCUCGCCGCAGUGACCGGCAUGCGCCAUGCCCUCGAGCAAGUCCACAGGACGGUGGACACCACCCUCCAGGGCAUGAUAAAGGAGAGGAGACGCAUCCGGGGCACCAAGCGGCAGGGCGAGCAGGACGAGAACCUGGUUGACGUUCUCCUCGGCUUGCAAGAGAGAGGAGGCCUGGGGUUCAAUCUAACUGAGAACAGCAUUAAGGCCGUAUUGUUCGACAUGUUCUCGGCUGGAUCGGGGACAUUAGCAGCAUCGCUUAGCUGGGGCAUGUCAGAGCUGAUGCUGAACAAGAGAGCCAUGAGCAAGCUGCAGGGCGAGAUCCGGCAGGCAUUCCAUGGCAAGGCGACGGUGACCGAAGCCGACAUCCAGGCAAGCAGCCUCCCCUACCUGAAGCUCGUCAUAAAAGAGACACUCCGGCUGCAUCCGCCGGCCCCGCUCCUGGUGCCCAGAGAGAGCAUCGAAGCCUGCGAGAUCGAGGGCUACACGGUUCCAGCCAGGUCCCGUGUCGUUGUGAAUGUGUGGGCGAUUGGGAGGGACCCAAAGUGCUGGGAUGACGCCGAUGAGUUCAAGCCCGAGCGCUUCGAGGAUGGCAUGGUGGAUUUCAAUGGGACCUGCUACGAGUACCUGCCGUUCGGUGCAGGAAGGAGGAUGUGCCCCGGCAUCGCCUACGCGCUCCCCGUCAUGGAGACGAUGCUCGUCCAGCUUCUCUAUCACUUCGACUGGUUGCUGCCGGAUGGUGUGAGCGAGCUGGACAUGGCGGAGAUGCGUGGCCUUGGAGCCCGUCGUAAGUCGCCGCUCCUGCUCUGCGCCACACCAUUCGCCAUUCCCGAAUCUACGACUUCUGAAGUACCCCGCUGAGGAAGCUACAAGUACAUAUGUACAGGUUACUUUUGUCUGUGCAUGUCCAAUAAUGUUGCCCUUAUCCUGCAGACCGUCGUUUCAAUUUGUGUUCUUUCUGAAGAAGAGAGGUGUUAUGUGAAUUAUGGGUCCUAAACUCAGACUACUUGGUGGAUAUUUGUUGAUUAUAUAAAUAAGUACAAACUUUUGCUUAUGAUAAUGUAUUUUGUGUUCAUAGAGCCUUUAUGCUCAUAUGGACAUUUUAAAUUUAGUGCGUUCUUCAGUGAUCCACCGUUGAGAUGGAAUGAGUUAAAUAAAAGCUAGUCGGU
Zea mays is the source of this 1958-nucleotide messenger RNA. Its product is annotated as premnaspirodiene oxygenase. Lineage: Eukaryota; Viridiplantae; Streptophyta; Magnoliopsida; Poales; Poaceae. The transcript has 2 exons. The record is from RefSeq and is a predicted model, not a curated record. The coding region runs from base 106 to 1650 and encodes 514 amino acids. Gene Ontology annotation, molecular function: iron ion binding; monooxygenase activity; oxidoreductase activity, acting on paired donors, with incorporation or reduction of molecular oxygen.